AUGUUGCUACAGAAGCCAACAAGCGUUCGUUUUCUUUCCACUUACUCUCCUCUUUCUCCCCUCCCCAUCCCCCUUGCCGUACCAGCUCGCAACAGAGACCAACGAGCUGAUGACCCACUCGCAACAGAGACCAACGAGCUGAUGACCCAGUCUGCAAGGGCUCUUUCUCGCGACCGCAGCAUUCCCAGCCAGCCGUACGGGUUCCUCAACACCAUCAUUCAGCCGCUCUACAAUGCGAUCAAAGGAGAAGCGGACAGCAAUGUGGGGGGCAAGCUGCCGCACGCCAAGUGGCGCAAUUACGACGACUUCAACGAGUUCUUCUGGUCGCCGCGCUGCUUCGACCGCCUCUCCUGGCCGCCCAACCAGUCCGCUGUCUUCUUCAUCCCACCAAACAAGACGGGUCACGAGGGUGGCAAGACGGGCUUUGUGGAGCAGCGCACCAUCCUCAACAUGUUCCGCAGUUUCGACCGCGUCUGGAUUCUCCUCAUCUUCGCCUUCCAGGUGCUUAUCUUGGCACUUCCUCCCGGCCCCCCAUCCCAUCCCCACGCAUGUCAUGGCCUUGCCUUUUCCCUUGACUGGUUCCUUGCUCACCUCCCCCCUCUUUUCCCCCUUCUCCCCUUUCCUCCCCGCCCUUUCCGAUUCCACUAUCUGCUGCCCAAUACCUGCCUCUCUGCCUGUACGCCAGCUCAUGUUCAUCACGGCAUUGAAGGCGGAGGGCAGCAACCCCUUCACGUACCUGGCCGGAGACAGGGAUACUGUGGCGCUGCUGCUCACCUGCUUCAUCACAUGGGCCGGCAUCAACCUCUUUCUUGUGGCGUCUCAUCUCCACCCCUCAAACAUGUGCUUCAACGUUGUCCUUCUCCCGUCGUCAUUCUCUCUCCCCCCAUCACACCUAUAGCUCUGGCGGAUAUGGUGAUGGAGUGGCGUCUCAUCCGCCCCUCCAACAUGCGCUUCAACUCAGCCACCUACUGGUCACCCGUGGCCAACACAGCCCUGUUCUGGCUCCUCAUCGCAGCGCUCGUCUUCAUGACCCCGCACCUGCUCUUCCGCCCUCUCCUCUCCUCUCCACCCCCAUUCUGCCCACCCUCACCCAUCUCCCUCCCUCUCAGCGUGAUGUGGAAUGCACGCAAGGCAGCCACCUAUUGGUCCCCCGCAGCCAACACGGUCAUGGUCUCGUUCCUCAUAGCAGCGCUGGUCUUCAUGACCCCGCACCUGCUGGGCAUCCUGCUCUUUCUCACGCCUGAAAUCAGCCGCCGCGUGGAGGCCUCCAGCUCCUCCUUCAUCCGGGUGAGGCGCAUGCUUGUCACUUGCCUUGAGGAUGACAACUUUGUGGGCAGGGGAAUGCGUGAAGACACAUGGGACUCCAUCAAAUACUCCAUCUUUUGGCUGCUCCUCCUUACUGGAAAGUUUGCCUUCAGCUACUUCCUCCUGAUCCGGCCUAUGGUGGAGCCCACAAAAGCACUGCUCAACACAACCAUCCACUACACGUGGCCAGAGCUGUACAAGUCAGGCAACUACGUCGCUGUCUUCUGGCUCUGGGCACCAGUGGGUGUGAUUUACAUCAUGGAUCUUUCGAUAUUCUACGCCAUUUUCUCCUCUGUUGUGGGCUACAUCAUGGGCGUCUUUGCUCAUAUCGGGGAGGUGCGUAAGGGGGACGUGAGGGAUGGAGAGGUGAGCCACGUGAAGCUACUCACACCGCACUUCCGCUUCCUGCCCCGGCCCAUGCAUCUCAACCCCUGCCUCAUGUGCUCUUGCCCGUCCCGCCCCCUCCACCAUGCCCUGGCCCCCUCCUCCCAUCUCCACAUAUCCACUCUCAUCUCCCUUCCACAGGUGAGCCACGUGAAGCUGCUCACGCUGCGUUUCCGCUUCCUGCCCCGCGCCAUGCACCUCAACCUGCUGCCGCCUUCCACCAACGCCCAGCGCCGCGGUGGCAUGCGCAGCGCCAUGGCGCGCAUGUGGAACCGCAUGGCCAUGACCUACGGGCUCGUCUCCCCUGACACAUGGGAGAUGGACGAGCGGUGGGCGGUGCUAUGGAACAGCGUGAUUGGGAGCUUCAGAGAAGAGGACCUCCUGUCUGACGCCGAGCUGAACCUUCUGUCUAUCCCCGAGGCCUACACCACGGCCACUGUUUCCCGCUGGCCCAUUGUUCUACUGGCCGAUCAGGUGGUGAAGGCCACGACCAUUGCCGGCCGGUGGAAAAACAGCUCCUCGUCCCUCUGGCGGCGCCUCUGCUCGUCCGACUUCUGCCGCUGCGCCGUGCUCGAGACCUUCGCCCUCUUCCGCCUCCUUCUCUCCCACUUGCUCAUCGCCGGCACCCCCGAGCACCGCAUGGUGCAGCAGCUGCUGGCAGAGAUCGACGGUGCAGCCAGCGGGGCGGCAGGGGAGGCGCACACGGACAGAGACUUUGUGGAUGACUUCAACUUGGGGAAGCUGCCCGCCGUGCAGGCCAAGCUCGUUGCUCUCACUGCGUUCCUGCUCAGGGGACCUACUGAGGAAGAACUUCCCAAGGCCACCAUGCUAGAGCGCCAGCGGCAACACGCUGCUGCGCUCUGCCCCUCACCUGUUACCUCUCAACCCACAUCCCCAACCCUCCCGCCCCCACUGCCCCGCCCACCCCUCCCACCCCGCCAGGCUAUCAUGCUGGUACAGAACCUGCACGAGGUGGCAGUGAGGGACUUCUGGAGCGCCGGCAACUACACGCUGCUGCUCUCGAAGGGCGUCAUCCCGCGCUCCACCCCCCCCGCCUCGCCGCUCUACGUGGGCGCCAUCCACAUGCCCGACCCCUCCGAUCCAACCUACUUCGCCCCGCUGCAGCGCCUGCACUCGCUGCUCACCUGCCACAACGCCAUGGCUACCAUCCCUGCGAAUCCGGAGGCUAGAAGGAGGGUUACGUUCUUCUGUAACUCGCUGUUCAUGGCCAUGCCGCCCGCUCCCACGGUGCAGCGCAUGCGGUCAUUCUGUGUGAUGACGCCGUAUUACAACGAGUCGGUGAUGUAUUCGCCGGAUGAGCUCAGGUGGCCCAAUGAAGAUGGAAUCUCUCUGCUCUACUACCUCCAAAACAUCUUCCCAGACGAGUGGAAGAACCUGGAGGAGCGGCUGGGGGUGCGGGGCAGGGAGGUGUGGGAGUUUGACGACGGUGCGGAGGUGUGCCGCUGGGCCUCCUACCGUGGCCAGACCCUCACUCGCACCGUGCGCGGCAUCAUGUAUUACCACAGCGCACUGGACCUGCUCUCCUACUUCGACACAGUCCCAGACGAACCCCUUGUGAGGCGCUCAUACCCACACACACUGACCCUCCCUCUCCCCUAUCCUCCCCCUUCCUCCCCCCACAGGGCACUCGACCUGCUCUCCUACUUUGACACCGACCCAGACGCCCCUCGUUUGAGGCUCCUCAAACCCACACUGACCAUGACACCUUCUUCCCCCUUCCUCCCCUUCCCCCACAGGGCACUCGAUCUGCUCUCCUACUUCGACACUGACCCGGACGCCCCUCCCACCGAAGGCCGCGAGCUUCAUUCCAAGCGCCAAACCACCUCCGCACCUCCCGCCGAAGAGAUGUCCGCUGCUGCCGCCGCCGCUGCUGCCGUCGCCUCUGCCUUUGGUGGCAGCGGGAGGAGGCCAGACGCGGGGUGGGACUCCCAGGGUUCAGUAGAGCACAUGCGGGAGCAGAUCUCGCAGCAUCUGGGGCAGCAGCGAGAGUACGACCCCCAGUUUUCUCUAGCCGAUGUGAAAUUCACGUAUGUGGUCGCCUGCCAGAUUUACGGCGAGCACAAGCGCAAGAACGACCCGAAAGCGCGGCACGUUUUGGAGCUCAUGCAGGAGAAUCCCGCGCUCAGAAUCGCGUACGUCGACGAGCAGCCGCCCGCGCCGGGAACGGGCGGCGGGACUCGGUACUACUCCGUCCUGGUGAAGUGGGACCAGUGGAAUCAGCGCGAGGUGGAGAUUUUCCGCGUGCAGUUACCAGGCCCGAUCAAGAUCGGUGAAGGGAAGCCGGAGAACCAGAACCAUGCAAUCAUCUUCACGCGUGGGGAGGCGCUGCAGACGAUCGACAUGAACCAGGACAGCUAUUUGGAAGAGGCGCUGAAGAUUCGGAACUUUCUGGAGGAGUUUUCGGAGUCGCGGCGGCGGAUUCUGGGGAUGAGGGAGCAUGUGUUCACGGGGAGUGUGUCGUCUCUCGCGGCGUUCAUGUCGGCUCAGGAGACGGCGUUUGUCACCAUUGGGCAGCGCGUGCUGUACAACCCCUUGAAGGUGCGAAUGCACUACGGGCAUCCGGACGUGUUUGACCGCGUGUGGUCGCUGGCGCGGGGUGGCAUCAGCAAGGCAUCGCGGGUGAUCAACAUCAGUGAGGACAUCUUCGCCGGAUUCAACACCACUCUCAGACGUGGGGCCAUCUCGCACCACGAGUACAUUCAGGUGGGCAAGGGCCGUGACGUGGGGCUGAACCAGAUCUCGCUGUUCGAGGCCAAGGUGGCGAGCGGCAACGGCGAGCAGCUGCUGUCACGGGAUGUGUACCGGCUGGGCCACGGGCUGGACAUGUUCCGCCUGCUCUCCUUCUACACCACCUCCAUCGGCUUCUUCUUCAGCACCGCCCUCACUGCCAUGGCCGUGUACGCCUUCCUCUGGGGGAGGUGCUAUAUGGUGCUGUCCGGCGUGGAGGAGACGAUUUCUUCGUCCGACAACCAGGCGCUAUCUGCCGCCAUCAACCAGCAGUUCCUCGUGCAGCUUAUGAGUUGGAAUCGCAAUUCUCCUUUCUUCUCCUGCCUCUCCUCCUUGCAUUGGGUUCUUCCCACGCUGCUGACUCUCAUAGCUGCUGGUUCUGAUGAAUCGUCCUUUCUUCCGUUCCUCCUUUCCUUCGCCUCCCCACUGCCGCAGAUCGGGCUGUUCACAUCACUGCCAAUGCUGAUGGAGCUGAUACUGGAGAAGGGCACAGGGGCGGCGAUCUGGGAGUUCCUCCUCAUGCACGUGCAGCUCUGCUUCGCCUUCUUCACCUUCUCCCUCGGCACGCGUGCCCACUACUUCCUCCGCACGCUCAUGCACGGCGGAGCCAAGUACCGUGCAACAGGGCGUGGGUUUGUGGUGAAGCACGAGCCAUUCGUGGAGAACUACCGGCUGUACUCUCGCAGCCACUUCAACAAGGCAGUGGAGCUGCUGCUCUGCCUCGUCAUCUACAUGCUCUACUCCUCCCUCCGCGCCUCCACCGCCUACUGGCUCCUCUCUCUCUCCGCCUGGAUCCUCGUGCUCUCCUGGCUGCUCGCGCCCUUCGCCUUCAACCCCCUGGGGUUCGACUGGCUCAAGUGCUGCGAUGACUGGGAGGAGUGGACGGCGUGGCUGUGGGCCAAGGGCGGGAAGGGGGUGACGGAGAAGCAGGCGUGGGUGGCGUGGUGGGACGAGGAGAGGGCGCAUCUGAAGACGACGGGGUGGGGGGGGUGGCUCGUGGAGACGCUGCUGGCUCUGAGGUGGUUCUUUUUCCAAUAUGCGCUCGUGUACCGGUUGGACAUGGCCAGUGCGAGCACGAGCAUCCUGGUCUACGUGUACUCGUGGCUCUUCAUCUUUGCCAUGGGCCUCUUCUGGAUCUCCCUCACUCUCUGCGACCUCUACCUCUCCAUACGCGCUCACCUCCUCCACCGCGCCGUCAAAACCACCAUCUGCCUCGUCUUCCUUGCAGCCUUCAUAACCGCUCUCUCCUUCACGAACCUCUCCUUUUCAGACGUCUUCCUGCUUCCUCUAGUCUUCCUUCCUACCGGGUGGGGGUUCCUGCAGCUGACUCUUGUGGUGGCUGGGGCGUUUCCUGUGGUCGAAACGUGGUGGACGUGGGGGCUUGUGAGGAGCUUUGCAAGGACGUAUGAGUUUAUUAUCGGGGUGAUUGUGUUUUUGCCCAUGGCGGUGCUGUCAUGGCUUCCGGGAGUUCAGGAUAUGCAGACCAAGUCAGUAAACCCAGCCAUGGGGUUGGUGGGGGAGAUCCUGGGCCAUCCAGACGAGUUCAUGCCGCUGUUGCGGAUCCGACACAUGGCGAAGAUGGUGUCGAAGCUUCCCGACGACGAGGAUUUCGCUUUCUGCUACGGCAUGCUCAACCGCGUCAGCAGAAGCUUCGCCUUCGUCAUUCAGCAGCUGCACCCGCUACUGCGCGACCCGGACGACAUGGCAGUGCCAAUAGACGAGAAGGUCCCCAUCCUCAUCGCCUUCCACCAACACAUCUGCGACCCCGACUGGAAAUUCGUCUGCGGCACCAAGGACCACAAGGACCUCAUGCAGCGCCUGCACCACGUGCCUUCCCUCGCCCGGCCUGCCAUCCCAACCCCCCUCUCCCCGCUCCCCCUUGUCCCUCCCUUCCCCCUUCUCCCACCACCAGGCGGCACCAAGGACUACAAGGACCUCAUGCAGCGCCUGCACCACGUGCGCCACGCACUUGAAAAGCUAGAGCCCAGGUACAAGGCGGUGAUUCUGGACAUAACGAGGCGCAUGGGAGCAGGCAUGGCGUCCUUCAUCACCACCGAGGUCAGCCCCUCCCAGCCACUCUCAGCCGCUAUCAACCCCUCUGUGCCCCUCCCAGCCAGCCACUCUCAGCCGCUAUCAACCCCUCUGUGCCCCUCUCGGCCCGUCUCAACUGCUGUCAGCCCCUCUCAGACGCUUCAACAUAAUCCCGCUGUGGCCCUUGUCUCGGUGGAGACGGUGCCACAGUACGACGAGUACUGCCACUACGUGGCAGGGCUGGUGGGCAUCGGCCUGUCGGAUCUCUUCCACGCGGCCAACCUGGAGGAAGCGUUUGAGGAGUCGCUCUCCAACUCCAUGGGGCUCUUCCUGCAGAAGACCAACAUCAUCCGCGACUAUCUAGAGGACAUAACAGAAGAACCCGCCCCUCGCAUGUUCUGGCCCAAAGCCAUCUGGGGCAAGUACGCUGCACGCUUGGAGGACUUGAAGGACGUGGGGAGCAAUGGAGCAGCGGCAGUGAAGUGUGUGAACGAACUGGUGACAAACGCGCUGGGCCAUGUGUCCGACUGCCUCACCUACAUGCACCGCCUCAGAGACCCCCAAGUCUUCCGCUUCUGCGCCAUUCCCCAGAUCAUGGCCAUGGGCACACUUGCAUUGUGCUACAACAACAUUGGCGUCUUUGAAGGCGUGGUCAAGAUGAGAAAAGGUCUAGCAGCGAAGGUGAUGGAGCAGACGUGGAGCAUGGCGGACGUACGCUCCUCUUUCACUGACUUUGGCUUCGAGAUCUUGAAAAAGUUACUUGACUGGUGGCCCGCUUUCUGCCCUGUCUCAGUCCCUCACUCUCUCGCGGCCUUUCUCCCUGCCGUUGUCCUUCCUAUCCCCCUCCCAUUCGUCCGCCCUCACCUGUCUCCCUGCUUCAUUGCUUUCUCCAUUCUAGACUGCUCCUUUUCUCUCGCCGCCUUCCUUCCUCCACUGCACCCCUUUCUCGUUACCCGUUCAUCUGUCCACUAA
Molecule: messenger RNA, 7440 nt
Organism: Closterium sp. Naga37s-1
Lineage: Eukaryota; Viridiplantae; Streptophyta; Zygnematophyceae; Desmidiales; Closteriaceae
Source: the annotation of a GenBank genome assembly